Messenger RNA from Miniopterus natalensis, 3783 nucleotides. It is a transcript of the gene NPHS1, whose product is annotated as NPHS1 adhesion molecule, nephrin. Gene Ontology annotation, cellular component: plasma membrane; cell-cell junction. Gene Ontology annotation, molecular function: cell adhesion molecule binding. The record is from RefSeq and is a predicted model, not a curated record. Gene Ontology annotation, biological process: cell-cell adhesion. NCBI's taxonomy places the organism in Eukaryota, Metazoa, Chordata, Mammalia, Chiroptera, Miniopteridae.
AUGGGCGCUGCAGGAGCCAUAGGCAGAGGACGUGGAUCGGCCCCGAGGAUCCCCAUCCGGGCUUCCCUGCUCCUCAUGGGGCUGCUGACCACAGGCCUGGCUCAGUUGCAGAUCCCUGCCUCAGCCUCCAGAGGCUUCUGGGCUCUGCCUGAAAACACGACGGUGGUGGAGGGGACUGCUGCUGAGCUGCAGUGUGGGGUCACUGCCCCUGGCAGUGCAGUGCAAUGGGCCAAAGAUGGACUACUUCUAGGCCCUGACCCUAGGAUCCCCAGCUUCCCGCGGUACCACCUGGCAGGCAACCCUACUAGAGGUGAAUUCCACCUGCAUAUUGAAGCAUGUGACCUCAGUGACGAUGCAGAGUAUGAGUGCCAGGUCGGCCGCUCAGAGACAGGGCCUGAGCUCGUGUCUCCCAGAGUGAUCCUCUCCAUUCUAGUGCCCCCCAAGAUGCUUCAGCUGACCCCUGAGGCGGGGAGCACAGUCACGUGGGUAGCUGGGCAGGAGUAUGAGGUCAUCUGUGUGUCUGGGGAUGCAAAGCCAGCACCUGACAUCACCUUCCUUCAGAGUGGACAAAUAGUUUCCGACGUCACUGCUAAUGUGAAUGAGGGAUCCCAAGAGAAACUCUUCACCACAGAGGCCACAGCCAGGGUGACACCCCAGAGCUCGGAUAAUGGGCAGUUACUGGUCUGUGAGGGGUCCAGCCCAGCUUUGGAGACCCCUAUCAAGGCCUCAGUCACCAUGAAUGUUCUGUUCCCCCCAGGACCCCCUGUGAUUGAGUGGCCAGGUCUGGAUGAGGGGCACGUGCGGGCAGGGCAGAGCUUGGAGCUGCUGUGCAUGGCCCGAGGAGGGAACCCGCCAGCCACACUGCAGUGGAUGAAGAAUGGCCAGCCCCUGUCCACAGCAUGGGGCACGGAGCACACUCAGGCAGUGGCCCGAAGCAUACUAGCAAUGGUCGUCCAGCCAGAAGACCAUGGGGCGAGGCUCAGCUGUGAGGCCCACAACAGCGUAUCCAAAGGGAUCCAGGAACACGGGGUCACGCUGCAGGUUACCUUUCCCCCCAGUGCCAUUACUAUCCUGGGAUCUGCAUCCCAGUCUGAGAACAAGAACAUGACGCUCUCCUGCAUCACCAAGUCCAGUCGCCCAAAGGUCCUGCUGCGGUGGUGGCUGGGCUGGCGGCAACUGCUGCCCACAGAGGAAACGGUCAUGGAUGGCCUUCAUGGUGGCCACAUCUCCAUGUCCAACCUGACAUUCCUGGCACGACGGGAGGACAAUGGUCUGACCCUCACCUGUGAGGCCUUUAGUGAGGCCUUCACCAAGGAGACCUUCAAGAAGUCACUCACUCUGAAUGUGAAAUAUCCUGCCCAGAAGCUGUGGAUUGAGGGGGCCCCUGAGGGACAGUUCCUGCGGGCUGGAACCCGGGUGAGGCUGGUGUGUUUGGCGAUUGGAGGCAACCCAGACCCCUCCCUCACCUGGUACAAGGACUCCCGCACCGUGACCGAGCCGCGGCAGUCCCAGGAGCAGCGGCAGCCCCAGGAACCGCGGAGGGUGCAGCUGGGAAAUGUGGAGAAGUCGGGGAACACCUUCUCCCGAGAGCUGGCGCUGGUCACCGGCCCGUCGGACAACCAGGCCAAGUUCACGUGCAAGGCGGGCCAGCUCAGCGCGUCCACGCAGCUCGUGGUGCAGUUUCCUCCAACUAACGUGACGAUCCUGGCCAACGCGUCAACGCUGCGCCCCGGGGAUGCCUUGAACUUGACGUGCGUCAGCGUUAGCAGCAACCCUCCGGUCAACCUGUCCUGGGACAAGGAAGGCGAGAAGCUGGAAGGCGUAACCUCAUGGCCCCGGAACGCCCCAUUCAAAGGCUCUGCCGCCGUCAGGAGCAUCCUUCUGAGAAUGUCAUCUGGUGACCACGGCCACCGUGUGACCUGCCGCGCCCACAGCCCCGAGCUACGGGAGACUGUGAGCGCCUUCUACCGACUCAACGUGCUGUACCCUCCAGAGUUCCUGGGGGAGCAGGUGCUUGUGGUGACUGCAGUGGAGCGGGGCGAAGCGCUGCUGCCCGUGUUGGUGUCUGCCAACCCCGCCCCGGAGGCCUUCAACUGGACCUUCCGCGGUUACCGCCUCAGCCCAGCUGGCGGGCCCCGGCAUCGCAUCCUGUCUGGCGGAGCUCUGCAGCUGUGGAACGUGACCCGCGCUGACGACGGCCUCUACCAGCUGCACUGCCAGAACUCAGAAGGCACUGCUGAAGCUCUAGUGCGGCUGGAUGUGCACUAUUCUCCCACCAUCCGGACUCUCCAGGACCCCACUGAGGUGGAUAUUGGGGGUUCUACAGACAUAGUUUGCACCGUUGAUGCCAAUCCCAUCCUUCCGGGGAUGUUCAGCUGGGAGAGACUGGGAGAAGAUGAAGAGGACCAGAGCCUGGAUGACAUGGAGGAGAUAUCAAAGGGAUCCACUGGGCGUCUUCAUAUUCACCACGCCCAGCUGGCUCAAGCGGGUGCUUACCAGUGCAUCGUGGACAAUGGGGUGGCACCUCCAGCCCGAGGGCUGGUCCGUCUUGUCGUCAGAUUUGCCCCCCAGGUAGAACACCCCACUCCCCUAACUAAGGUGGCUGCAGCUGGAGACAGCACCAGUUCUGCCACCCUCCACUGUCGUGCCCGAGGUGUCCCCAACAUUGUCUUCACUUGGACUAAAAAUGGAGUCCCUCUGGAUCUCCAGGAUCCCAGGUACACAGAGCACACAUACCACCAGGGUGUAGUCCAUAGCAGCCUCCUGACGAUUGCCAACGUUUCUGCAGCCCAGGAUUAUGCUCUCUUCACAUGCACAGCCAGCAACCCCCUCGGCUCAGACCACACCAACAUUCAACUCGUCAGCAUCAGCCGCCCUGAUCCUCCAUCUGGGUUAAAGGUUGUGAGCAUGUCCCCACACUCAGUGGGACUGGAGUGGAAGCCUGGCUUCGAUGGGGGCUUGCCACAGAGGUUCCAAAUCAGAUAUGAGGCUCUGGAGACCCCAGGGUUCCUCUACAUGGAUGUCCUACCACCCCAGGCCACCACCUUCACACUGACUGGGCUGCAGCCUUCUACUCGAUACAGGGUCUGGCUGCUGGCCAGCAAUGCCCUGGGGGACAGCGGACUAGCUGACAAAGGAUCCCACAUCUCUGUCACCACCCCAGGUCUAGACCAGCCUUCUGGAGAAUCUGACUACCAACUGCCCACAGAGCAGCCUGCAGACUCCUUAGAGCUGCCCCUGAUGCCUGUGCUGUUCGCUGUUGGGGGUCUUCUGCUGCUUUCUAAUGCCUCUUGUGUUGGGGGGUUCCUCUGGCAGAGGAGACUGAGGCAUCUUGCUGAAGGCAUCUCAGAGAAGAUAGAGGCAGAGUCGGAGGAGGGCCCAAUCGGGAAUGAAUAUGAAGAGAGUCAGCAGACUGGAGACCUGAACAAUCAAAGCUCCACGGUUACCACAACAGAUGUAGAGCCAUAUUAUCACUCCAUGAAGGAUUUCAGCACCCAGCUGCCACCAACACUGGAGGAGGUAUCUUAUCCCAGAGGUUUCACAGGCUUUGGAGAGGAGAAUAUGGCCUUUCCUGAGAACCUAUAUGAUGAGGUAGAAAGACUGUAUGCCCCAUCUGGGGCCUGGGGACCCCUCUAUGAUGAAGUACCAAUGGACCCCUCUGACCUCAGCUGGUCUGAGGACAAAUAUGAGGAUUCAAGAGGAAUCUAUGAUCAAGUGGCAGGAGACUUGGACUCUAUGGAACCUGAUUCUCUACCCUUUGAGCUGAGGGGACAUCUGGUGUGA